GAAAUUGUGGCCGGACAAACAGCAAGGCAGUUCUGCUCCCCUGUCAGUCACUCUGCUGCUGGCUGGCUGCAGCUGAGCCCGUGCCCAGCAGCGUGUCUGGCGGGAGAGGAGCCGGCUGACCCGUCUGUCCUCUGGGGAUGUGGGGGCUGUCUCUCGUCCUCACACUUUUGUUCCUCAAGGGGCUUCAGGGCCAAGAUUCUGCUAAGCGUGUGGUUGGACUCUCAGGAACAUGUCUCCGGUUAUGGCCUCCCAAGACACUGACAAAGAACAUAGAAUCUGUUCAAUGGAAGAGGCCGGGGCCCUCACCUUCAGAAUUUUCUGUGAUACUGACAUGGAAGUGUGGGUCUAAUUAUUGCAGCGAUAAAAAUUGGACUUUGAGUCAUCUCAACAAAAGAUUCGGUUUUAUAACCCAGAACUUCAGUCUCACCAUCCAGGCAGCUCAGCAGCAGGACAGCGGCUUCUACAUCUUUGAGGCGACUGAUGAGCGUGGGAAAGUUCAGAACUACAUGUUCCAGGUUUCUGUGUUUGAUCACGUAGGGGAGCCCCACGUACUACAGGACUCGAAGGUCCUGGAGGGAGGGAGGUGCCAAGUGACUCUGUCCUGCUCGGUCCCCAGCGGUGAUAACGUGAGCUAUGAUUGGUAUAGAGGGAGCGUGCUGAUCGAGAGAGCAAGGAAUCACAGCACGCUGGAGGACCAGAUCAACGCCAACAGCUCGCACAUAUAUACCUGCAAUGUCAGCAACUCGGUCAGCUGGACAAACCGCACCUUCAUCCUGCACUGUCCGGGUGACUCCCAGCGCAGUUUCCCCAACCUCUCUGAGCCUCAGUUUUUCUGCCGGGUAAUGGGGGAUGAUAACAGGUACCUGGCGGGACUGACGGUAGGAUUAGAUGAGGAGCAGAAGCCGAAUCCCCCUGGAGAAGGGAGCACCAUCUACUCCAUGAUCCAGUCCCAGCCUUCUGCUUCCACAUCACAAGAAGCAAACACCUUGUAUGCAUUGGUACAGCCUUCCCGGAAGUCUGAAUCCAAGAAGAAGAACCACGGCCCUUCCCUCAAUAAUACUAUCUAUGAAGAGGUUGGAAAGAGACAGCUCAAAGCCCAGAACCCAGCUCGACUGAGCCGCAGGGAGCUGGAGAACUUUUCUGUGUAUUCCUAGUUGCUGCCGCUGGUCUCCCUUCUCUCACAUCCCAGUAUCUGCUUUGGGACUCAGCCCAGUGGACGAUACCACAUGAGUCUACAGAAUGGUGCCUGGUCUGGAGAGGAUACGGGAGUUCGUUCAGGGUCUAUAUCUUGUUCUUAACAUGAUUUCUCUCAGCCAAGACUGUUAAAUAAUAUCUCUCAACUUACAGACUGGACAAGACUGGGCGGAGAGGUUGGGUAGUUCACGAAAGACUGCAAAGCAGGUCCACGGGCGGGCGCACCACCAGUCUCUCAAAUGCUAUGCAAAUGCAGAGUGUUGUAUUAUUAGCAUCAAGAUCCCUUCCCCUGGAUUUCUAAUGUGUUCCUCAUCUCUCCUCUUCUUUAAUCUGAGAAGACCACAUUUCUAGACCCUCCCCUGCCCCAGGCCCCUCUUCCAAAGGGGAAGGAAAGAUCAUGGUGACUCAGGGGGAGAGAAACAGCUCCACCCCACGAGGAUGAACUAAGUAGCUGUAAGCUGCCGGCAGGUUCUCCAAGGGACCGGACUUAGGCUGUCCUCAAAAACAGAGGAAAAACUCCCCCACCACAUAGUAAACCUUUACCUCUGGCCGCUUGGUCACAAGGGAGAGGGCAGGAGUGAGAGCAGAUGGUACAAAGUAAACCAUCUCAGAGUGGAAAAAUCACCGUGAGUCCAUGCUGU
Molecule: messenger RNA, 1835 nt
Organism: Puma concolor (puma)
Lineage: Eukaryota; Metazoa; Chordata; Mammalia; Carnivora; Felidae
Source: RefSeq, a predicted model, not a curated record